GAAUAUAUUUUUUGUGUGGGGAUAUGAAUUUUUUAAUUAAAAUUUAAUUCAUAAUAAAAAUUUAAGGAAAAUUUUCAAACGAUGGGAGAUUGACAUUGGAUGUAUCAUCGUUUAGAUGAUAAUGGCUGUUUUGUUGAUGAAUUCAAAUUUGGCGUGGAGUAUUUCCUGGAUUUUGCAUUUUCCCAGUCCAAUCCAGAAUUUUGUAGUAGAAAACGCAUUAGGUGUCCGUGCAGGAAAUGUAUGAAUGGCGAAUGGCAUCGUUGUGUUACUGUUCAGUGUCAUUUGACAGAUAAAGGUUUUAUGAAUAGGUAUGUAGUCUGGCUUGCGCACGGAGAGCAAUUAGUGAGAAAUCGACAACGUCAUCAGUGGGGGGAAUCCUUGAGGGCAACUCCUUUUGUGAUGGAAGAACUAGGUAAUGAUCCAAUUAGUGAGAUGGUUAUGGAUGCAAUGAGUUCACAUGGUAUAGAAUAUAAUAUGGAUGAUCAGGGCAGUGAUCAGCCAAUCUUUGAGGAGGCAAUGGGAGAUGCAAAGGAAUUUUUUAAUCUUUUGCAAGCUGCUAAUACACCGCUUUAUGAAGGAUGUGAUGAGGGUGAUACAGUACUCAAAUGGGUGUCUCAUUUUAUGAAUGCAAAGACACUUUAUAAUAUGAGUGUGGCUAAUUGGGAUUAUGUGUUAAAGUGCAGUAAGAGAUGGAUUAAGCCAGAGGAUCGAUAUAGGAUUCCAAAAGAUUUUUACAGUGCUAAAAAGAUGAUGAGGCGCUUCAGUCUAGGUUAUAAGAAAAAAACUACUAAGCACAUGACAUGGCACCUUACUUGUGGUGGUGAAUCUAGAAAGAUUGUGCAUCCUGCCAGUGCUAAGGCACGGAAACACUUUGAUCGCACCUACCCUGACUUUGCAUCCGAUCCAAGGAAUGUAAGGCUUGGAUUGUGAACAGAUGGGUUCACUCCAUUUGGACAUAUAGUAGCCUCGUACUCAUGUUCGCCUGUAUUUUUGACUGUUUACAACCUACCUCCAUCAAUGUGUAUGAAACCGGAAUCCAUCUUUCUUUCUCUAAUAAUACAAGGGCCUCAAA
Rubroshorea leprosula is the source of this 1072-nucleotide messenger RNA. Lineage: Eukaryota; Viridiplantae; Streptophyta; Magnoliopsida; Malvales; Dipterocarpaceae. The record is from the annotation of a GenBank genome assembly.